This is a messenger RNA of Anopheles maculipalpis, 1047 nucleotides long. RefSeq names its product D-aspartate oxidase-like. Gene Ontology annotation, molecular function: FAD binding; D-amino-acid oxidase activity. Bases 4 to 1047 code for a protein of 347 amino acids. Lineage: Eukaryota; Metazoa; Arthropoda; Insecta; Diptera; Culicidae. The transcript has 3 exons. The record is from RefSeq and is a predicted model, not a curated record.
AAAAUGAAUUCAGAGCAUUAUCAAUUUGUAAUACUCGGUGGUGGAAUAAAUGGACUAUCAUGUGCAAUGCGUUUGUCAAAUGAAUUUCCCUGUUCAAAGAUACAAAUUGUAAGUGAUCAUUUGAGUCCAAACACUACAAGUGACGUUGCAGCAGGUUUGUGGGGACCGUACGCUUUAGGUGGAACUCCGAUAAUUGAAUGCCGACGAUGGGCUCAAGAAACACACGAUUACUUCCUGCAACUGUGGCGCGAUGGGUAUGCUGAUCGGUGUGGAAUAUGUUUGGUGCCAGUAUUGGAGCUUUACGAAACGGAUACAACUGUUCCUUGGUGGAAUGAUAUUGUGUUUGGGUUUAACAAGACGAAGAUAUUGAAACAGGGCGAAACGAAUGAACAGUACGACUGUUUUCACACCGCAUUUACCUACAUAACUUUCACAUGCGAACCGUCAAAAAUUAUGAACCAAUAUCGCGAAACCCUAUCCACUCGCAAUGUAACGUUUCGCCGGCAACAUUUAACCAGCAUCCGUUGUUUGGAAAAAAUGAGCAUUCACCCACAUGCAAUCAUUAUCAAUUGUCUUGGGCUAGGAUCUAAGUCUGUUUCGAAUGAUGCAGAGUUAUUUCCGAUUCGAGGCCAAGUACAAAGAGUAAAGGCAGAGUUCGUAUUUCAUGCAUACGCUGAUGAAUCAUGCUACAUAAUUCCCAAUACGGACACAGUAAUUUUGGGUGGAACUAAGCAAAAAGAUAACAAUAUACAAGUAAGCCCCGUUGAUCGGUAUAACAUAAGAGCAUAUUGUCAAACCGUUCUGCCUGCACUAAGGGACGCAGUAAUCGUGAAGGACAAUGUUGGUUUACGUCCAGUUCGAUCUUCUGGUGUACGUUUGGAAGCAGAUCAUGCUAUUUUUGGAAAUGGAGAGAAUCAUAUAAUAGUACACAACUAUGGACACGGUGGAGCCGGAAUAACACUCGCGUGGGGUUGUGCGGGUGAGGUGAUGCGUAUCGUUCAAGCAUAUAGUGUUAAAAGGUCUCAAUGUGUGCAUCACAAAUUAUAG